Messenger RNA from Xiphias gladius (swordfish), 1589 nucleotides. RefSeq names its product tumor protein p53 (gene tp53). Gene Ontology annotation, biological process: regulation of transcription by RNA polymerase II; apoptotic process; protein tetramerization. The transcript has 11 exons. Bases 204 to 1349 code for a protein of 381 amino acids. NCBI's taxonomy places the organism in Eukaryota, Metazoa, Chordata, Actinopteri, Istiophoriformes, Xiphiidae. The record is from RefSeq and is a predicted model, not a curated record. Gene Ontology annotation, cellular component: nucleus. Gene Ontology annotation, molecular function: DNA-binding transcription factor activity, RNA polymerase II-specific; RNA polymerase II cis-regulatory region sequence-specific DNA binding; protein binding.
CCCCCUUCAUCUUCGUGGGAAUCCCCGACAACAACGUGCUUGGCUUUACAGCAUAAUAUUUUGGCUUUUUCGUUUUUUCCAGCUCGCCUCCUCUGCGUUCACUGGAGGCUCAAAGCUCUCGGACAGCGGUAGCGCGACGUACACGCACUCCUGCACCUCGGCUCUUCCCUCAUUUUCUCUCAGCUGGGAAAGGAGGGAAGUAAAUGAUGGAAGGGCAAAGUCUCGACAGUCUGCAGUUGAGCCAGAACCUGCCGCUGAGCCAGGACUCCUUCAGGGAACUGUGGGAGAGUGUAGUAACUCCCUCCAUCUCCACCAUCCCAGCAGCACCUAACGUGCCUCAGGAGACAUGGAGGGCAGAUGGACAAAUGGAUAUACUGCUCAUGAAUGAUCAAGUGCUGACUGACGGGUUUGACGAGAAUCUGUUUGAGCUACCCCCGGAGGUGUUAACUAAAGAUGGCGUUACUCCCCCGGCCUCCACUGUCCCAGUUACAACUGACUAUCCUGGUGAAUAUGACUUUCAGCUUCGCUUUCAGAAGUCUGGCACCGCCAAAUCCGUCACUACCACUUAUUCAGAGCUUCUCAACAAGCUCUACUGCCAGCUGGCAAAAACGAGCCCGGUGGAAGUGCUGGUGGGCAAGGAGCCUCCUCAGGGUGCUGUCCUCAGGGCCACAGCAGUUUAUAAGAAGACUGAGCAUGUGGCCUAUGUGGUCCGCAGAUGUCCCCAUCACCAGAAUGAGGAUGUUGCAGAGCAUAGCAGCCAUCUGAUCAGAGUGGAGGGCAGUCAGAGGGCUCAGUAUUUUGAAGAUCCCCACACAAAGAGGCAGAGUGUGACCGUCCCUUACGAGCCCCCGCAGUUGGGCUCAGAGAUGACAACCAUCCUGCUGAGCUUUAUGUGCAACAGCUCCUGCAUGGGCGGCAUGAACCGCAGGCCAAUCCUCACCAUCCUGACCCUUGAGACGCCAGAGGGACUGGUGUUGGGCCGGAGAUGCUUUGAGGUGCGUGUCUGCGCAUGUCCAGGCAGGGACCGUAAAACUGAGGAGGAAAAUAGCACCAAGACGCAGAAUGGCACCAAGCAGACCAAAAAACGGAAGAGCACCCCCGCUCCGGACACAACUUCUGUGAAGAAGUCCAAGUCUGCCUCCAGUGCUGAGGAGGAAGACAAGGAUGUCCACGUUCUGCACGUUCGUGGUCGUGAGCGUUAUGAAAUGUUAAAGAAAAUCAACGACGGUCUGGAGCUGCUUGACAAAGAAAGCAAAACCAAGUCUAAGGUCUCUGUGAAACUUGAGGUCCCUCUGCCCUCCAGCGGAAAGAGACUCAUGCUGAGAGGAGAGCGGAGUGACAGCGACUAAGAAAGCUGUUGCCUCGAUCACGAGAACUAACGUCAUCUUACUCCUUCCAAGCCAUCAGGUUUAUUUCAGGUUUUUACUCGUCAUUGGAACCCCGAAUCACCUCCUGCCUCAGUACGCUAGAAAACUUGAUCACUUGAGCUGUUAACUGUACUGCCCCACUGUUUACUGUACUGUAAUUACUGUACAGGGUCUUGCUGCUUAUGACAUAUGCAAAUGAAUAAAAAUUAAUUGCAUUAUGCA